Messenger RNA from Cannabis sativa, 1741 nucleotides. RefSeq lists its product as uncharacterized. Gene Ontology annotation, biological process: activation of GTPase activity; intracellular protein transport. The transcript is spliced from 9 exons. The record is from RefSeq and is a predicted model, not a curated record. Bases 155 to 1528 code for a protein of 457 amino acids. Gene Ontology annotation, molecular function: GTPase activator activity. NCBI's taxonomy places the organism in Eukaryota, Viridiplantae, Streptophyta, Magnoliopsida, Rosales, Cannabaceae.
AAAUCGAAAAGAGUGUUAGACAUUUACUGCAAAUAAUUAAGGAGAACGUGGCUUGAAUUGAGAUUGUUAUUAUCAAAUUCAAUGGAACCUUUUUUCAUUUGAUCACAAACAAGAAACCCAAUUCAACUAAACCCUAAUUCCCAAAUUCCAAACAAUGGUGAAGAAGAGAGUACCGGAUUGGCUUAACAGUUCUCUUUGGUCCUCUACUCCACCUCCAGACGAAGAUCGUUUCAACCGCUACUCCUCCAAACCCACCACAACAACCACCACUGACGACGACGACGACGUCGUUUCCACUACUACUACCUCCACCGCCGGAGCCUCAGCUUCCGACCCUCCUAGACUCAAUCCACCAGUCCCGGUCCCACCGCCUUCACUACCUCCUUUAAGGCGUGAGAUUUCAGAUGAUUCGAGGUUUUCUGAGGAUGUUGUUAAUGGUGGACCUUCUGCUGAGGAUAUUUCUCGUCAAGCACAGCUAUUGUCUGAGUUAUCGAAGAAGGUGAUUAAUAUGCGUGAAUUGAGGAGAAUAGCUUCGCAGGGUAUACCUGAUGGUGCUGGAAUUCGUUCGACGGUUUGGAAGCUCUUACUGAAUUAUCUACCACCGGAUCGUAGUCUUUGGUCGACUGAGUUAGCUAAAAAGAGGUCACAAUACAAGCAUUUCAAAGAUGACCUUUUGAUGAAUCCUUCAGACAUUACAAGGAGGCUGGAGAAAUCAUCUAGUCAUGACAAUGACGAGUCAAGUUAUGAGAGCCGCUGUUUGCUUUCAAGAUCUCAAAUAACUCAUGGGGAGCAUCCAUUGAGUCUUGGAAAGACUAGCAUCUGGAAUCAGUUUUUUCAGGACACAGAAAUCAUAGAGCAAAUUGACCGCGAUGUGCAUCGCACUCAUCCAGACAUGCACUUCUUCUCCGGGGACACUCAGUUUGCUAAAUCUAAUCAAGAGGCUUUAAGGAGCAUAUUAAUGGUAUUUGCCAAGUUAAAUCCGGGUAUAAGAUAUGUUCAAGGGAUGAAUGAGCUUUUGGCACCUUUAUACUAUGUAUUAAAAAAUGAUCCCGAUGAGGAAAAUGUGGCUUGUGCUGAAGCAGACACAUUCUUUUGUUUUGUCGAGUUAUUGAGUGGUUUACGUGACAACUUCUGCCAGCAACUUGAUAAUAGUGUGGUUGGAAUUCGUUCCACAAUUACAAGGUUGUCUCAGCUUCUCAAGGAACAUGAUGAAGAGCUAUGGCGUCAUCUUGAGAUCACAACCAAAGUCAACCCCCAAUUUUAUGCAUUUAGAUGGAUCACUCUCCUCUUGACCCAAGAAUUCAACUUUGCAGACAGUCUUCAUAUAUGGGACACCCUUCUAAGUGAUCCUGAAGGUCCUCAGGAAACCCUUCUGCGAGUAUGCUGCGCCAUGUUGAUUCUCAUUCGGAGGCGACUAUUAGCGGGUGAUUUCACCUCGAAUCUCAAACUGUUACAGAACUAUCCACCAACAAAUAUCAGUCAUCUUCUCUAUGUCGCCAACAAGUUGCGAACACAACCCUCAGCUUGAUCGACUCAACUCGACUCAUUUUUUGUUUUCCAUUCUCUUUUUCUAAUGAGUUUUUAACUUUGUAUUGCCUUUGCCAUUGUAUAUUUAGUCCCAUGUAAAUGUUUCAAGAGAAGCCAUUUAGUUUAUUCUCUCUUUCAUCCUUAAAUUAUCUAUUCUCUUUAGGUCUCUGUGACUUUUAAUUUUAUAAGAAUUUUUUUCUUUGAAACUUUUUAA